AAUCAGGUGUAGGAAGCCAGGGAAAAAGCUCCCAGUCAGUACUUUCUUUGUUAAUGAAGUCGUCUGGGCCUUAGGGUGGGCGCCUAGUCAAUUGUAUCCAUAACAUUGAAGUUUAUCACAUGCCUAGAGGCGAAGUAGGAACUAGAAAGCCAAGUCUCAAGUCAUAAAGUAGAAACCAUAUAAGUUUAUAGACUUACUUCAGUUUUAGACAAGUUUUAAAUGAUGUACUUAGGCUCUUUAUCAAAGUCUGCUUUAUUAAUGCAUGCAGCAACCAUAAUUGUAUUUAUGAGUGGCUAUAGGAGCUAGCAAAGCUACUUAGGAUUUGGGAAGAAACCCAAAAUUUUGAUAAAGGUGAGAGCCAUAGAAGUGUAAAGGUCAAAAAGCACAAAAAAACUUGUCUCCUUCUUCACUCCACCUUAAAAAGAAAGCCUUAUUAUGCCUUGAAAUUCGAAAACUUCCAUGGGGAUUUGUGGUUUUGUUAAGUUGUUAACGUGCAGGUUGCCCCAAAAAGCAGCAAAAUCCAUUUGAAUUGAAGAAGCUGAAGCCGGGAGGCAUUGAGAGUGGACUUUUGAUUUUUGCAGCAACAAGUUAGUGGGAAAAAGAUUCAAACGACGAGCAUUUAAAAACAUGCCUUUACUAGCAGCCUUUCUUAUGAAUUUGGGAGCAAUAUCUUCGAACAAAGACAAAUCGCCCAAAAGGAGCAAGUUUUUUGGUCUGGAUUUGAAGAAGAAGAAGAAAAGGGUCAUGGAGGAGAGAAAGUCCUCCUCUGUAUCAGAUGUUGGAGCUUGGGGUAUGAACAUAAUCAGCUCAGUGGGCAUUAUCAUGGUCAACAAGCAGCUCAUGUCCCAAACUGGCUUCGCCUUUUCCUUUGCUACAACGUUAACUGGAUUUCACUUUUCUGUGACUGCGUUGGUGGGUUGGAUUUCAAAUGCCUCUGGCUAUUCUGAAUCCAAAUCUGUUCCCUUCUGGGAGCUUCUUUGGUUCUCAAUUAUCGCCAACACGUCGAUAACAGCCAUGAACUUCAGCCUCAUGUUAAACUCUGUUGGAUUUUAUCAGAUAUCAAAGCUAAGCAUGAUACCUGUGGUGUGUGUCAUGGAGUGGAUUCUUCAUGGAAAACAGUACUCUAGGGAAGUGAAGAUGGCCGUUGUCGUGGUCGUUGUCGGUGUCGGUGUCUGUACAGUGACUGAUGUGAAAGUCAAUGCCAAAGGCUUUCUUUGUGCCUUAGUAGCAAUCUUAUGCACGUCACUGCAACAAAUUUCUAUAGGUUCAUUACAGAAGAAGUACUCAAUAGGAUCCUUUGAAUUACUAAGCAAGACAGCUCCCAUCCAAGCACUUUCCCUUCUAACAGUUGGCCCAUUCAUUGACUACUGCCUUACUAGUAAAUCUCUACUGAAAUACAACUACGCUUUUAGUGCAUUUUGCUUCAUAUUACUGUCAUGCUCCCUAGCUGUGUUCUGCAACAUCAGUCAAUAUUUGUGCAUCGGACGCUUCUCGGCUGUAUCGUUCCAGGUUUUAGGCCAUAUGAAGACGGUAUGCGUCCUGAUGUUGGGGUGGCUGCUGUUCGAUUCAGAGAUGACAUUGAAAAACAUAUCAGGGAUGGUUCUUGCCAUUGUUGGGAUGGUGGUGUAUAGCUGGGCCGUUGAGAUUGAGAAGCAAGCCAAUGCAAUGGCCAUCCCUCAGACAAAGAGCCAACUUUCAGAUGAGGAGUUGAUGCUGUUGAAGGAGGGGAUGGAUGACAGUAGUUUGAAAGAUGAAGAGAUUGGUCAGCUCCCAAAAUGAUAUGAAUCAGUUUCUUUUUUCUCUGUACUUUUUUUGUCCUUUUUGCUCUGCCAUUUGUUACCCACCAAUGUGGAUUUUAAGUCCCCUAAAUGGUUAUUCUAGAUUGUGAAAUUUGUAUUUGAAUAAAAAUAUUUGAAAUUGUUGAUGUAAA
Molecule: messenger RNA, 1930 nt
Organism: Cucurbita pepo subsp. pepo (vegetable marrow)
Lineage: Eukaryota; Viridiplantae; Streptophyta; Magnoliopsida; Cucurbitales; Cucurbitaceae
Product: UDP-rhamnose/UDP-galactose transporter 3
Source: RefSeq, a predicted model, not a curated record